Calypte anna (Anna's hummingbird) is the source of this 2527-nucleotide messenger RNA. It is a transcript of the gene SLC35B2, whose product is annotated as solute carrier family 35 member B2. Gene Ontology annotation, molecular function: 3'-phosphoadenosine 5'-phosphosulfate transmembrane transporter activity. Gene Ontology annotation, cellular component: endoplasmic reticulum membrane; Golgi membrane. The transcript is spliced from 4 exons. Bases 84 to 1340 code for a protein of 418 amino acids. Lineage: Eukaryota; Metazoa; Chordata; Aves; Apodiformes; Trochilidae. The record is from RefSeq and is a predicted model, not a curated record. Gene Ontology annotation, biological process: transmembrane transport.
CGGUAGCGGAGUCGAGGGGAACCGGCGGGAGCGGGGCCGGGCGCAGAUUUUGCCUUCCCCUCGUACUGGCUUCCCUCCCUGCCAUGGCUGCCGGUGAAGAGAUGGCCCCUGCCCUGCAGGACUCGUGGGGUGACUUCUGGCUCUUCCGCUUCUUUGUUAACGCUGCUGGCUAUGCAAGUAUUGUGGUGCCAGGAUUCCUUCUCAUCCAGUACUUCAAGAGAAGGAAUUACCUGGAGACAGGCCGAGGCAUUUGCUUUCCUGUCAUCAAAUCAUGCGUGUUCGGCUCUGAGGUGAAGUCUGUACACCAGGAAGAUGGCUCCCUGCCAUCACGAGCAGAGCCCACAGAGUCCUCUACAGCCCGACAGGUCUUCAAGCUUCUCUUCUGUGCUGCUGGUCUACAGGCCUCCUACCUCACCUGGGGUGUCCUCCAGGAGCGUGUGAUGACAAGGACAUAUGGUGCUACUGAAACAGACCCCGGUGAGAAGUUCAAGGAUUCCCAGUUCCUGGUGUUCAUGAACCGCAUCCUGGCCUUCACAGUGGCCGGUCUGUACUGCGCCCUGACCAAGCAGCCACGCCACGGGGCUCCUAUGUACAAAUACUCCUUUGCCUCACUCUCCAACAUCCUCAGCAGCUGGUGCCAGUAUGAAGCACUCAAAUAUAUCAGCUUCCCCACCCAAGUGCUGGCCAAGGCCUCCAAAGUGAUCCCAGUGAUGAUGAUGGGUAAACUGGUGUCACGCAAGAGUUACGAGUACUGGGAGUACCUGACCGCUGCCCUCAUUUCCGUGGGGGUCAGCAUGUUCCUUCUCUCCAGUGCUCCCAACAGGCACGUGUCCACUGUCACCACUUUCUCAGGUGUAGUCCUCCUGGCCGGCUACAUAAUCUUCGACAGCUUCACCUCCAACUGGCAGGAUGCCCUCUUCACCUACAAGAUGUCUCCCGUGCAGAUGAUGUUUGGUGUCAAUGUCUUCUCCUGCCUUUUCACAGUGGGCUCUCUCUUGGAGCAGGGUGCUUUGCUGGAGUCCCUACGCUUCAUGGCCCGGCACUCCGAGUUCAUGGCCCACGCCGUGCUGCUCUCGGUGUGCUCUGCCUGUGGCCAGCUCUUCAUCUUCUACACCAUCAACCAGUUCGGGGCUGCCGUCUUCACCAUCAUCAUGACACUGCGCCAGGCCUUUGCCAUCCUUCUCUCCUGCCUCAUCUAUGGACACACAGUCACUGUUGUGGGUGGGCUGGGUGUAGCAGUCGUCUUCAUGGCCCUCUUCCUCCGUGUCUACGCCCGUAGCCGCAUGAAGAAGCGCAGCAAGAAGCUCCCCCCAGGCGAGGCCCCUGUACAAAAGGUCUAAGGAGUGGAGGCCAUGGCAUUUUAAGCCAUGCCUGCUGUCCUGCUUCCACUUGGGGGCGCUUGCUUGAUUUCUCAGAACCCACUGAGGAGCAGGGUGGGGUAUGGAUAGGCUGGACCAGUGACUCACUUUUCCACCUGCUUUUCCUGGGGAAGGGGCUGGAACAAGCCCAGGGAAUGCUCUAGGCUGCCACAGCUCCAAAACUCUCCAUUUGCCUUAAUAGGUCAAAGACUUCUAGCCAAGGCACAGGCCUGGGUGCUUACAUCCUGGGGGAAUACCAUUGUGGGGUAUUCCAAAGGAGCUCUUUUCCCUGGCACUGCCUUGCCUCUGGCUAAUGCUCCUCCAUUUCUGUUACUGCUACAUAUCUGAUACUACUACAGAGCUCAGCAGGAGGAAAGGGCAAGCAAAACACUAUUUUUAAGUGCCUCCACAUGAGGCAAAUCCCAAGCUGAGCCUGUCCCAGUAAGGGGAGCUCUCAGCUCCUCUUCCCAAGAGGUGCUCCAGGUAGGACAGGCACAGCUAAGGGAAAGACUACCAGCCUGUCCUACCCCAGGUCUAGGAUCUGCUCUGCAGUGAAAGCCAGUACCUCCCAGUUUGGUUCUAUCAGUUCCUUGCCCCUGUUCUGAGAUACUUUUCUUUACUCCCCUGGGCCCAUUCUGAUUUUUAUGCAGAGACCCAGGCUGACUGGGACAGUUCCCAAGGCUUGCUGUGUCAUUCUAGGCUGCUUUUUGGUUACAUCCGCUGCUGUUACAGGUCAGAGGCUGCGCUGCCCAGAAGCCCCAGCACUGCCUCGGGCUCAGUGCCACAGUUUCUGGGCUUUGUAGUUGCCAUUCAGAGAAGCACAAAUAGCCCCUCUUCUUUCUGCCAACUGGAAGCACUGGCCCCAGCUUUCCUGGAGCCUGGCCAGGGCCCUGCUGUGCCUGGAGAGUUGAGAGGUGGGGCAGAGCCCACUCAGGGUGCCUUGUUUCCACUCCACAGGCAGCAGGGGAUGAGACAGAAUGAGUGGGCACCUGAUCUCCAGGCAGCAGGUAACACAGCACCAGAACCUGCUCUUCCCCAAGAGCGUGGGAGUUCCUGGUUAAUCCUUUUCUCCUCAACACAACCUGACUGACAAACCAGCAGGUUUUGGUACUUUUGAAAGGCAAUUUUUUUCUUUUUAUUUUAUUAAAUUAAAAAUAUGCUGCAUAUAG